This is a messenger RNA of Heteronotia binoei (common prickly gecko), 3270 nucleotides long. RefSeq names its product unc-45 myosin chaperone A (gene UNC45A). Lineage: Eukaryota; Metazoa; Chordata; Lepidosauria; Squamata; Gekkonidae. The coding region runs from base 1 to 2823 and encodes 940 amino acids. Gene Ontology annotation, molecular function: Hsp90 protein binding. The transcript has 19 exons. The record is from RefSeq and is a predicted model, not a curated record.
AUGGCGGCCUUGGGCGAGGAAGAGCCGAAGGAGGGAGCGGCCUCGGCUCUGCGGCAGGAGGGCAACGAGCACUUCCAGGCGGGCCGCUACGAGGAGGCGCUGGAGGCCUACGCCCGCGCCCUCCGCCUCCGCCCGCCCCAGCCCCAGCGGGCCGCCCUCCACCGCAACCGCGCCGCCUGCCACCUCAAGCGGGGGGACUUCGCGCAGGCAGAGCGGGACGCCUCCAAAGCCAUCGAGGCUGAUCCAGGGGACGUCAAGGGCCUCUUCCGUCGCAGCCAAGCCCUGCAGCAGCUGGGCCGCCUGGACCAGGCCCUCUCCGACCUUCAGCGGGGCCUCACCUUGGAGCCCAAGAACCGGGCCUUGCAGGAGGCCCUGCGCGACCUGGGAAGCUGCAUGCACGACAAGGUGAGAGCUGCAGCCUCAACAGACUCGAAAGUGGAGCAGAUGUUCCAGGUCCUACUGGACCCCAAGGAAAAGGAUCAAGACAAGAAGCAGAAGGCAGCCCAGAACCUGAUAGUGUUGGCCCGAGAGGAACCUGGCGCUGAGAAGAUCUUCCAGAAUGAUGGGGUGCAUCUGCUUCUACAGCUGCUGGACACGGAGCGGCUCGACAUGGUCCUGGCAGCUCUGCGUACCCUUACUGGCCUCUGCCGGGGUCAUCGUUCUCGGACUGUGGCCGUCCUGACUGCGCUGGGGCCUCGGCGUUUAUUUGCCGUGCUGGAGCUGGAGGAUGAACAGAUCUCGCUGGCUGCCUGCAGCCUGCUGCACGUCAUGUUUGAGUCCCUGAAGGAGGGGCUGCAGAGGGAGGUACGCGGCAAGGAAGAAGCCUUGGUGUCUGAAACCUCCAAGGAGCUGAAGUUGCUGCUCAAGCAGCUGUUGGAAGCCCUGGCCCGGGAGAGCAUCUCUUCCUACGGCCGCGACAGCAUCCUCAACUUGCUGAUCACGGUGGUGCCCCGGAAGUCGCUGCAGGAGCCCAACAACAGCCUGACCCUGUGGGUCAUCGACCAGGGCCUCAGGGAGAUCCUGGCGGUGGGGGGCACAGUGACCCACGUGCCUGGCAGCCUGCGGGUGACGGAGAACAGCCACAUGAGUGCUGCUGUCCUGCUCAGCAAGCUCUUUGGGGACCUGAAGUGUGAGGUGGAGCGGGAGAAUUUCCACCUGCUCUGUGAGAAUUGUGUCAGGGGCUGGUUCCAGGACGAAGAGCUGCCGGGGAAGCUCCAGGCUAUCCGGGCGGUGUCGUGCCUUCUGCAGGGCCCCUCUGAAGCAGGGAAUCGGGUGCUGGAGCUGAGCGGCAUCAUGGACAGCAUCCUGUCCUUGUGCGCCUCCUCACGGGAGGCCGACCAGCUGGUGGCCGUGGAGGCCCUGAUCCACGCAGCAGACAAGGCGAAGCACGCUUCCUUCAUCACCGCCAAUGGCGUGACGCUGCUGAAAGAGAUCUACAAGCACAGCGAGCGUGACAGCAUUCGCAUUCGUGCCUUGGUGGGCCUCUGCAAGCUGGGCUCGGCGGGAGGCACGGAUUUCAGCAUGAAGCAGUUUGCGGAAGGCUCGACGUUGAAGCUGGCCAAGCGGUGCUGCAAGUGGCUCUGCAACGAGGCCAUGGACACGGGGACGCGCUACUGGGCAGCGGAGGGCCUGGCCUAUCUCACCUUGGAUGCAGAUGUGAAGGAAGAACUGGUGGAGGACCAGGCGGCCCUGCAAGCCCUCUUCCAGCUGGCCAGGUCAGAAAACAGGAGCGUGAUGUUUGCGGUGUCAUCUGCCCUGGUGAACUGCACCAGCAGCUAUGACCAGCAAGAGCUGGACCCCCAGAUGGUGGAGCUGGCCAAGUAUGCCAAACAGCACAUCCCCGAGAAGCACCCCAAGGACAAGGCAGAGUUUGUGUGGAGGCGCGUGCGGAGGCUGCUGGCUGCGGGGGUGGUGUCGGCUCUCAGCUGCAUGGUGAAGAACGAGAGCCCUGCUCUGAGUGCCUCCUGCCGAGAGCUCAUGUCCAGGGUGUUCCUGGCCCUAGUGGAGGACCCAGAGGACAGAGGGGUCGUGGUAGCCCACGGAGGGGGCAAGGCUCUCAUCCCUUUGGCCCUGGACAGCACCGAAGUGGGGCAGAGCAGGGCAGCCCAGGCCCUCGCCAAGAUUACCAUCACCACCGCCCCGGAGAUGGCCUUCCCCGGCGAGAGGGUCUACGAAGUGGUGCGGCCACUGGUGGGCCUCCUGCACUUGAAGCGCACGGGCCUGGAGAACUUCGAGGGGCUGAUGGCCCUCACCAACCUGGCGGGCACCAGCGAGCGGCUCAGGCAGAAGAUUGUGAAGGAGAAGGCGGUGCCCAUGAUCGAGGGCUACAUGUUGGAGGAGCACGAGAUGAUCCGCCUGGCGGCCACUGAGUGCAUGUGCAACCUGGCCCUCUGCCCGGAGGUGGCUGAGCUGUUCCUGGCUGAAGGGAGCGACCGGCUGAAGCUGGUGGUGCUGUACAGCGGGGAGGAAGACGAGCGGCUCCAGAGGGCAGCGGCAGGGACGCUGGCUGUGCUCACCUCCUUGUUGCCCCAGAUCUGCCCCCGCAUCCCCCAAGUGACGACCCAUUGGCUGGAGAUCCUGCAGGCCCUGCUGCUGAGCUCAAGCACGGAGCUGCAACACCGCGGCAUGGUGGUGGUGAGGAACAUGGUCCUGGCGGAGAAGGAGCUGGCGGAGAAGCUGGUGGAGAGCGAGAUGCUGGAGAUCCUCUCUGUCCUGGCCGGGCUGGAGAAGGAGAAGCCCCAGGUGGCCCCGCUGGCCAAGGAGUGCCUGGCCCAGGCCGUGGCCUACGGCUUGAUUCAGCCCAGCCCCGGGGCUGGGGAGUGAGAGGCCGCCCACUGACACACAGGCACCUCCUUCCCCAGGCUGGGGCUGCUCUUGCUGCUGCUGGGAAAGGGACCAUGGCCUCAUCUGGGGUGGGUUCCGGGACAGGAGGCCCCUGCAGCCCGGGGAUGGGGGCGGGGUGGAUGAGGCCCACCCCAGAGGAGCUGCUGUGGGUGCGCGUGGCUGGUGGUGGGAAGCCUGCUGCCGCUGAUGCCCCUCUAGGGCCCGCUUGCUGCUUCCGCCCUUCUCUUCCAUUCCUGCUCUCGCCAUGGGGGGACAGGGCUCUCCUUUUGGACCAGGCCUCUCGGAGGCAAAUAGGACCACAGGUAGCAAAUAUGGGUUAGAAUAACCACCUGUCCUUUGUGUGAUGCCUGUUCAGUCAUCAGUUAUCAGCACUGCUCUGAUCGACUCUGUAAGCUCUACAACUUAAAAGUACAGGAGUGAACUGAA